This is a messenger RNA of Amphibalanus amphitrite, 1429 nucleotides long. Its product is annotated as keratin, type I cytoskeletal 9-like. The record is from RefSeq and is a predicted model, not a curated record. Bases 449 to 1303 code for a protein of 284 amino acids. NCBI's taxonomy places the organism in Eukaryota, Metazoa, Arthropoda, Thecostraca, Balanomorpha, Balanidae. The transcript is spliced from 2 exons.
GAGGUCUAAAAAUCAGCAUCUAUCAAUUGAACGCUUAAGUUUUAAUUAAAAAUGAUCCAUCAUUCACAUUUGCACCACAGAAUGAUGCAAAUAUUCCAACCUAUGCAAGGAUUGAAAGACAGAAGCGCCUCUACCGUUAAAACCAAAGUAGGGAGAAUGAACUUCUGACGAAAAAAUAAACAUAUGCAAAAAGAUGCAAAUCAUUUGCUUCUACAUUCAAGAGCAAGGAACUGGGAAUAUAGAUGAAAAAUAAGCGACCUACACCGCCCGCCCUCUCUUGUCUUUCCUCUGAGUCUCCCAUGGUGCGAACAUUCAGAGAACCCAUGACCUUGCGCUAUCCCCGCCGGCGAUUCGGGAAGCCCACCCGGCGGACCGCUAUAAAAGGAGCCUGACUCGCCGAUAGGAGCACAGUCUCACCGCCGGACUCGACCCAACGACUCCGACAAACAUGGCUUUCUUGCGCGUCGCUACGUGCGCCGCCGCUCUGGUGGUCCUCGCCUCGGCUGACCACGGAGGCGGCGGAGGAUUCAAGGGAUCAUCCUUCGGCGGAGGAUUCAAGGGAUCCUUCGGCGGAGGCCAUGGCGGCGGCGGCUUCAUCUCCAGCGGCGGACACGGAGGUGGCGGCGGCGGAUACGGAGGCGGCGGACGGCGCAUCGGCGGAAUUACCAUCGGACACCGCAGCAGCGGCGGAUACGGCGGUGGAUCCAGCGGCGGACAUGGAGGAUUCUCCAGCGGCGGAUACGGCGGCGGAUCCAGCGGUGGACACGGUGGAUUCUCCAGCGGUGGACAUGGUGGAUUCUCCGGCGGCGGAUACAGCGGUGGAUCCAGCGGUGGACACCGCAGCUUCUCCAGCGGCGGAUACGGCGGUGGAUCCAGCGGUGGACACGGUGGAUUCUCCAGCGGUGGACACGGUGGAUUCUCCAGCGGCGGGUACGGCGGUGGAUCCAGCGGCGGACAUGGAGGAUUCUCCAGCGGUGGACACCGAGGUGGAUCCAGCGGUGGACACCGCAGCAGCGGCGGAUACGGCGGUGGAUCCAGCGGUGGACACGGUGGAUUCUCCAGCGGCGGAUACGGCGGUGGAUCCAGCGGCGGACAUGGAGGAUUCUCCAGCGGCGGAUACGGCGGUGGAUCCCGAGGCGGUUCCAGCGGCGGACACCGCAGCUUCUCUAGCGGCGGAUACGGCGGAGGAUCCAGCGGCGGACACCGCAGCAGCGGUGGAUACGGAGGUGGAUCCAGCGGCGGACACCGCAGUUUCUCCAGCGGUGGAUACGGCGGCGGCUCUCGUGGUGGAUACCACGGCUAAAAUACUACCAGCAAAGCGUCAUAAUUUCACUGUCAUCCCGUAUCGUAACGAUAUAGCAACUCUAGAUGUUCCAUCGAUGUGAAUUCCAGCGUUUCACGGGUACGAACAAUAAAUUAUUUAAAAUGA